GAUGUAGCUUCUCAUUGUCUUGCGUACUCGUUUCUGUCAUCUGAGAUCGCUACCGUUCGGCGAUCGACUUCGACCACGCACGGGCACCCAACUCUCCUUGAAUUCCCAAGCGUAGCGGCGCUCUAAAGAAGAGAAUCUGUGAGGCUAAGACCUGAACCCUCUUCUCGAACAAAUUCGAUCGGCUGCAGGACGGAUCUCUGGGCAGAGUGCAUGGCCUUCGCAGAACCCAUCGACCUGGUCACAAUCCUGGAGGUUAGGUAUUGACACACGGAACGGAGGGUCAGGAUACUUCUUUUCACAUUCAUAUCAUGGCUCCCCAAACCUCGAUACCUGCGGCUGCGAACGUCUUAGGCACCAUCGGAACAGUCUGUUGGUCCAUCCAGCUCCUUCCCCAGAUCUACCGAAGCUACCGCACCAAGUCGACUGUCGGUGUCCCUCCGCUCAUGAUGCUUUUCUGGUCAAUCAGUGGCGUACCGUUCGGCGCAUACGCGAUCGCGCAGAACUUCAAUAUUCCCAUCCAGAUCCAGCCACAAUGUUUCUGCCUGUUCUGCUUGGUCAACUGGGGCCAGUGUAAAUACUAUUCCAGUAAAUGGAAAGCACGGCACGUGAUCAUGAUAUGUACAGCAAUCCUGGUUGUCGAUGCCGGUCUCCAAGGACUUCUCGUCUGGCUGCUGCGGAAGGGGUAUCAUAAAAAGCACCUGGAGUGGCCCAUGACAUUGGUCGGAUCGCUCGCUUUCGUCCUUCUGAUCUCAGGGUAUAUCCCUAUACCGUUCGAGUUGGUGAAACGAAGAGGCAGAGUGGUUGGGAUCGACCUUUGGUUCCUGACCAUCGAUUGGCUGGGCGCAUUCUUUUCGUUGAUGUCUCUGGUGGUGCAAAACACAUUCGAUCCCCUAUUCGGAACACUAUACGCUGCUUGCAUCGAGAUGUCCAUGUUCAUUUCGCAUGGGAUCUGGCUGCUGCGAACUAGGCGCCUGCGCAAGAAGUGCAAAGAAGCUGGCUUGGAGUUCGACUUGCAUCCGGAGGCCGUGCAGUGGCAGAGCAGUGGGUUCAAGGUCUCUUGGUCGCGCACAUCCUCGACCCAGGAAUCGGACCACACCAGUCACCAGGUGGGUGAUGUUGCGCCUGACGCCCCGGCAAGAGAGAAGGAAUCACCGGCCACCAUCGUACCCGAACGUCCCGAUGAAGUGGUUUGA
This is a messenger RNA of Exophiala viscosa, 1193 nucleotides long. Its product is annotated as PQ loop repeat-domain-containing protein. Lineage: Eukaryota; Fungi; Ascomycota; Eurotiomycetes; Chaetothyriales; Herpotrichiellaceae. The record is from RefSeq and is a predicted model, not a curated record. Bases 309 to 1193 code for a protein of 294 amino acids. Gene Ontology annotation, cellular component: membrane. The transcript has 4 exons.